AUGAGCCAGGCACCACCAUAGAGAGCAUGCGCUAUGGAUAGAGCGCCCCCUUUUGCUACUAUAGAGAGACAGCGGAGUGGGGCCAGAAAGUUCGAUUUUUGCUACCAUGGAAAGGAGGGACUGGUGGGCCAGAGAGUCCUAUUGCAACCAUAGAGAUAAGAGGAUUUACAUGCCAUAGAGAGGGUUGUGUACUGGGCUAGACUAUCCGCUCCCCCCACUGCAGAGAGGGUGUGUGGCUGGGCCAGACGGCCCGAUCUCCCACCAUAGGGCAGGGGGCGUGGGUGGACCAAACCACCCAGCAUAAAGGGGGUGGUGUGGGGCUAGGACGGGCCAGAUACCUGCUCCCCCAUCAUAGAAAGGGGUGGAGCUGUUUUGUGGCUAGGUCACUGUGCCUGCUCUGGUCCCCGCUGGGCAGGCACCCAAAUCCCCAAACGUGCUGCCCCCCUCAGAGAGCAGUCGGAGGGAAGCAUGUUGGCAGGGGGUGACACAAGCUUUCCCUGCCCAGGCAGCCCCGUCUGGAGAGGCACAGAGGAGUAUUUGUGCAGGUCUCAGUCUGCCUAGGCUGCUGCUAUGCUCAGCACCUACGGAGGCCUUAGUUCCUCUGUAGUUAGUUCCACUGACCCCUCUCCCUGCCUCUUCCUGUGACUGGGCUUCCCCAGGCCAGGCUUCCCUCAGACAACCCCUAAACCUCGUGCAUCAGGGCUCCGCUGACUCUGUUCUGCAUUAGUCUUGGGCAGUGCACUAGGGAGACACGAAUGAGCCAAAUGGAUUUCAUCUGAUCAAGCCCAGUGCUGCACCUGGCCAGGGGACCCUCUGUCCUGAAGGCAGCUCUGUUGUGGUCCCUCUCCACCAUGUGGGGGGAGGGGGUGGGGAUUUGUGCCCUGGUCCUCCCUGGGAAGCAUUUGCACCUGCAAGUGGGAGUAGGGGGCACCCAAACUUCUGUCCCCAUCCGUCAGUGGGGAAAUCAUUGGUUCUGAGGCUCCCCAUCUUGAGGUCUGUAAUGAUGGAGAAUGGUCUGGGAAGGGGUGGGGGUAUUUCUCCCACAGCCCAUGAUGCUGUGAAUGUGCCCCAUGGUGGCUUCUCUAAUCUGUCCAGGGCUCAUCACCCUAAUCCCAUUAAGGCCCUUUAAACUUUGGGAGUCAUGUAAUCGGGCUGUCUUAGACCUGGGCAUGACAGGGAAAUGGGGCCACGGGGGGACCUGGAAACUGAACAAAGCUUGAGGUGGGCCUUCCUGAUCCCAGGGGCUCUUGGACCCUGUACAUUGCUCCAUGGCUGACAAAUUAAUCCAGUCCUGCCCUGACUCAGUUCAUGGUGAAAGCCAGCCUGCAUCUGCUGAUUCACUCUCUUCCCCCGCCCCCCAAUGGCUGGAGCAGCCCCAGGGAUCCAGUGGCCUUGCCCUUGGGUGUGCAAGCUUCAUGCCAAAGGCUGAGAUCUGGGUCCCCCAUCUGGUCUUUAAAGAGCUCCCCCACCUCCAGGACAGCCAGUUAGCUGCUUGGGCAGUUCCCAUGAGGUCACUAGAUGAUUAACUGAAGCCCUGAUUCCAAUCCUCCCAUCAGCUCCCCCCCCCUCACCACACCACACCAUAGGGGGGUUGUGCCCAGAGGAUUAGCUUGGUGUCAGGACAAAGCGAUUACGGCGCCUGGAGCAUCUGUCAGCUCCUUGCCCUGGGGACUGCUGGGCCCUGUAAUCCCCGCACAUCCUGCGAUGGCCCACGGCAGUGCCUGAUGCAUCGCCAUGGCUGAAAGAACUCUGGAUUGUGGUGGUGCUCCAUCCCAGGCAGUGCUGACCCCUGGUGAGGCCUGCACCCCCACCCAGCUACCUGUGGCAAUCCCAGGGCAGAACAGCCUGGCCCGGCCCCGCAGCACUGACCAGGAGAUGCAGUGGCUAUCAGAAGUGGGAAGGAGCCCCAUCCAGACAGAGCCUCCCGCAAAGAACCAGUUCUUCCUGGAGCCAUGUGAGAGGGGCAAAGGCGCCCCUACAGGGCCGUGCGAGGAGUUGUGCAAAGGUCUCCCUGAGGAGCUGUGCGAGGCGAUGUGCGAUGAUCCCCAAAGGGAGCCGUGCAAGGUGGCGUGCGUGGAGCUGUGUGAGGACACUCCUCCCUGGGAGCUGUGCAGGGAUCCCCCCAUGGAGCCAUGUGAAGGGCCAUGCAAGGAGAUGUGCAAAGAUCCUCCCCCCAGGAAGCCAUGCGAAGGCCCCCUUGGAAGCCCAGUGCAGGGGAAGGCCCGGCUGCCGUCCAUUGUGGUGGAACCCACAGAGGUGGGAGAGGUGGAGAGCGGGGAGCUGCGCUGGCCCCCAGAUGACUUCCUGCUGCUGGAGGGCGAGGACGAGCUCUUCACUGAUGAAGAGGAGCAAGCAGCAGGGCCGGGGCCUGGGCCCCCUGCUCUGGAGAGCAGCCUGGAUGAAGUGCUGCUGUGAGGCUGCCAGGGGCCGAGGGAACCCCAGACCCCACUAGAGACCCAGCUGUAGCCUUGGGGGGGGGGGGUGUAGCUCAGGGACUGAGGACA
Messenger RNA from Mauremys reevesii (Reeves's turtle), 2504 nucleotides. RefSeq lists its product as uncharacterized. Gene Ontology annotation, biological process: positive regulation of DNA-templated transcription. NCBI's taxonomy places the organism in Eukaryota, Metazoa, Chordata, Testudines, Geoemydidae. The record is from RefSeq and is a predicted model, not a curated record. Gene Ontology annotation, cellular component: nucleus. The coding region runs from base 1735 to 2415 and encodes 226 amino acids. The transcript is spliced from 5 exons.